Molecule: messenger RNA, 2220 nt
Organism: Cyclocybe aegerita
Lineage: Eukaryota; Fungi; Basidiomycota; Agaricomycetes; Agaricales; Hemipholiotaceae
Source: the annotation of a GenBank genome assembly
AUGAAGAUCACAAUCAAGCCAACGCGACAGGAGCCAUUCCAGGUCGAGGUUGAACCCAGCCAGACCAUAGCUGAGUUGAAAGCCCAAAUCAAUAACUCCAAGGACAUUGCUACCGAGAGCCAGAGGUUCGUGUUUUCUGGCAGAGCCGUCUCCGACAGCGAGACGUUCGAAACCCUGGACAUAAAGGACGGAGGACACCUUGUGUUGAUGAUCUCCAACCCCAAGCCACAGCCUGAGACCCAGACGUCACUUGAUUCAUCUCCAACGGCAUCUCAUGCAUCUGCGUCUGGUGGAUGGUCCGGGGACGCUAUUUCCUUCCUUCAAAGGGACAAUGUCCUUGGCCGAGGGCUGCCUGAGAUGUCAACGGGCAACGCAAGAGAUGAAGGAAUUCGGCCAAUGCAAAGCAUUUCUAACCAUACCGCAAAUUUUCUAGCAAACCGGCAUCAGGCACCAAUGAUCGGUCAGCCUUCAACAAGUCGUCUUACAGCGCCAACAUUCUCCCAACGUCAAGACACACUUUCAGUUUCGCGGCCGCUAUUCGGACAAACUCUAAAUCCAGUCAGAAGCCCUCCAAUUUUUCAUGGAGUACCCAGAGCGAGUUUCGGGGCUCAGAGAAAUGAAGAGGAUUGCAGGUCUGCCUUGCGACAGAGAUUGCGUGAAGAUCCACAGUUCCGUCAAGAUAUGAUCCAGCGUCUAGCAGAGGGGAACCCUGAAUGUGGGCGACUCCUGAGCGAGAAUCCUGAAGCACUCGACGCAGCUCUCCAGAACGUUAUCGUAAUGAGUGCUGACGACAUGGAAUCCGUUCGUUCUCUGGAAGAACUUGGGAUCACCCAUCUGCAAGCCGUGGAGGCCUACCUCGCUUGCAGCAAAGACAUAGAUCUCGCUGCGAAUUACCUGCUUAACCACCAAAUGUCCGAUGCGCCGCCAGUUCCAGACGCACCGUCGUUCUCUGCAAUGGUUCCUCGCCCAAGCAAGCCCACCACUAGCACACACAUCCCUCAAGUCUCGCGUGUCACCCCUGCUCCACUCACCACACUCAAUGAUGACUACCCUAUAGUCGAUGACUCUCGCCAACAACCACCUCCUUCCAACGCCUUGAAGAUGACGAGCCAGGCCGCAACCUCCCUGGGGAUUGCCUUGCAAAACUCCCUGAGCUCAGUCCAUGACAUGGAUGUAUCAAAGACAGUGCCGUCGACACCAACUUCUGAAAAAGGAAAAGCGAAGGAGAACUUGACCUCUGUCAACCCUACAUCCACUGGAUUAGCUCCGACCGCCAAUAUGUCCCCUCUCACAAUGGAUCUAAUCCCAUCUAUGGCCGGUCACUUCGCCAGCACAAUACCAAAGGCGGUAGCAACUGCUACUGACAUCCGCCGCCUUGAAGGCAAUCAUUCCAUGCUCGCCAAGCGCGUUGAAACUCUGGACAAGCAGUUCGGCGAGCAGAUUACUGACGUGAGCGAUCGUGUUCGUAGUCUCACCCAGGAUGUAGCUACACUCUCAUCCUCCAUUGUGGGCAACAAGAAGAUGGAAGAGUUGAUUUCCUCCUUCGUCUCUGCGAACAACGACUCUGUUGCCCUCGUCAAGCGGCUUCAGGAGAUUGUUGAUCGCGACGACGCGGCCCUCACGCAAUUGUCAUCUCGAGUCGAGGGAAUGCAACACGCCAUCGACGCACUCCAUUCCACCAUUGAUCGUUUGUCCAGGGAGGAGUCACAGUGCCCUCGUCGUCGCCCCUCCUUCAGCGAAGAAGCACCUCCUUCCAAACGUUGCAAAAUCUCCCCUGAUGUUUCUCCUCAGCCACCAUAUGCCAAUGCCUCUGUUCAUUGCUCGGCCAUGUUCUCGACUAACGACAGCGGCGCGCCAGCUCCAAACCCAUCCGAGUUACUAAAGUCGCUUCAAACACCGGUGGAGGGGUUGGAGUACUCCUUAAUCCCUAGCACAGACCUCGAGGUUGGACCGGUUGAGUGGGGUCAGGAUAUAAACCAAGAGUUCCGCAAUCUCAUCAUGACUCUCCAAAAUCACUCGGAUAUCGAACCCCAGUCCUAUACCGCUGUCAGUCGCACCCGCGAACAUUAUAUUCGCGUGCGCUGCGAGUCACCGGACGAUGCAUACAAGUUCCUUACCCGAUGGCAAGAGGGCCCUCGUUCGCCACAGAUGGACCACGUUUCUGUCAACUACAUCGUCGCUGUGCCUAGCCAAGGUUUAAGUGGUUGCGAGCAGGACUAA